GGGUUCUUUAAAAAUAGUGGAGAAAGCCAGUUUUGGGGUGCCACUAGGGCGAGCACCUGCCUAAAGGAUGUCCAACCUGGCACCAAAAUAAAGUCCGGGCCGUUAACAGCAGGGGUCCUUCUCACUUUGCGGGGGACGUAGGAUUACGUCUCAAGGACAUUGAAAACAUUGCCCUUCUUGCUGAAGAAGUAACUCGCCAUCUCUCUCUCUCUCUUUUGCAUCGAUAUUCACCCCAAGUCGCGCGCAGCGGCUCACAAUUAUUCCGCCGUCGAUAACGAGCUAAGGUACCUUAGCACCCAUCUUAGUCGCAUCUUUGUUGGACUCUGGUACUCCCUUGCCAAAAUGCAACGCCGAGCAGCUUCGACCGCGCUUGAUGCUGGGAAGACAAAGAGCAAGAUGUUUUUGAAAAAUGAAACGAGGUGGGGAGAGACAUACUAUGUUGUUAACAGGUGGCCCGAAACUCCCAAGCUACCUGAAGAACACGAAUACUUUCGGAUCAACGACCUCCUUCUCGAUCUAGACGAUAUAUUUAGCAAACACGUCCGACCAUCUUCAGAAGAGGACGAAGAGCGGGCACUCAAGAGAUGGUCUCGAGAUAACAAGCGAGAUGAUGUUCGGUGGAAGCUUCACAGAAUGGAAGCUUCACUCACCUGGUCACGCAUAAAGUCUUUUGAAAUGCACUCGGAACCAUCUAGCUCUUGGCGACUCGGAAGCCAUGACAUUUUCUCCGCAGCUCUCCGAGCCCCAUCACCAGCUCCACUGAUCGACUCCUCAAAUAACCAACAAGGAUCUGCCAAUAAUGCAACUGCGGAGAGAGAGCCCAACAAACUCCACCUCAUCAGCUCAAACAAUGGCAUUCCAAAACAAGCCUUGGAGGACGAUUCAUCACUCUUGCGCUGGCUUCAAUCGCGGACGCAAUUGUCAUGGUCUGGGCAAUACCCAGCCGUCUCUCCGUCUCAUUCAGGUCAGCUGUCAGCAGCGCUGAGGAAGCAAGACUCACUCACUAGCCUCCGUAGGCUAGUAUCACAAUACUUGUCAGUUGAAACCAGCGCCAUCUCAUUUCACCAACUCAAAAGCCCGGGUCAAGAAAAAUCAACAGAGAAUUUAUCUUCAGAUCUUCGCAAUGCGUGUGAGAACUUCUUGAAGCAAGACACUCUACAGAAUAAGCAUGAUGUUUUGGUGUUCCUCGGUAAUCUUGGCCAACGAUUGACAGCUAGGGGAGAUCACUUGGGAGGCCCUUUAUGUGGGCUUGGAUUAAGACUCUCAGCAGAAAUCUGCAAGCCCACAGCCUCCAAGAGAUAUUUUCAAAUUGGUCUUCAAACUGGUUACUGGACCGGCAGUAACCAAGGAUUAAUAGACAUCCUCCACUGCCUCGAAACCUACCAAUGCCACUUCAACAGUGUUUCGCAACCCAACGGCCUUGAUCUGUAUGGGCGGCAGGAACUCCUAGAGUUAUUACUUGGUCGCAGCAGGACUCACAACCAUUCCGCUCUGUCUCUUAUCAAUGCUUGUCUACGUGGGUGUAAACAGGAGACAGCAUUCGAGGCUUAUCGAGCUUCCAUCCUCCUGGUUGGUCAUUUGGGUAUGGUCGAGUGGCUUAAUCAAGAACAACGGACAUCAGCAGCAAUAAUUCAGAGACUAGCCCGCAGCAGCAAUUCGAAAGAUAAGAAACGUCAACUAGAGGCAAUCCUAAGCGAAGCUUUUGAGUCUGCAAAGAGUAUAGCCGACACUUCAGUUGUGGCACAGAGCCAUGAUGCAGUUCUAACAGAUCCCAGCCUGGCUGGCGAUGUGUGCGAAGAAAAAGACGGGAAUCAGUAUUGUCCACCUUAGACACUUACAUAUAAAUUAGACCCCUGAGAAGGUACAACUGACAGCUACAUGAAAACUUUAUUUAAAUUGUGUGAUGAUCUAAUAUGAGUGUUUAUUAUCAAGAAAGCC
Molecule: messenger RNA, 1938 nt
Organism: Fusarium odoratissimum NRRL 54006
Lineage: Eukaryota; Fungi; Ascomycota; Sordariomycetes; Hypocreales; Nectriaceae
Exons: 1
Coding region: 343-1830 (495 amino acids)
Source: RefSeq, a predicted model, not a curated record